GAUGGGCAAGCAUGUGUGCUCACACACAUUCUCUAAAAUUUAAGUUGGACUUUGGUGGCACUAGCUUUUAAUCCCAGCACUUGGGAGGCAGAGGCAAGACAUUGAGUUCCAGAUCAGCCUGGUCUACAUAGCAAAUUCUACAACAGUUUAGUCUAUACAGAAUCUGUCCCCCAAAAAGUUUUUUUUCUUUAAAGCCUGGGCAUGGUAACACAUAACUCUCAAUACCAGCAGUGCAAGUCGCUCUCUUUGAGAGGCUUAAUUCCAGCCUCUUCUACAGAGUGAGACCCUGUCUCAAGAAGGGCUCCGAGUUUGGUCCCAAUGUUUUGGCAGAAGACCGGACUUUAGUUCCCAACACCCUCACAGCCCGCUAAUUCUGGGCUCUACAGACACCAGGCACCCACUCCUCGGUGCUCAUAUAUACAAGCAGAAUACACAAGGCUCAAGGCGGGGGUGAAGAGGCUUAGGAAUCCAACCAAAGGGCCAGGCCGGAAGUCAGACUGAAUUCUGGUACAUCACCUCUGACCUCAUGCGGCUGUGGUUAAAGUUGCAGCAUAGUCACUGAGCAUGCUCGGUGUUCCGGUCACGUGGCCUGUCAUGGCCGCCUCCAUGGCCCGCGGCGUGAGUGCCCGGGUCUUGUUGCGGGCUGCCGGGGGAUCUUGGGGUAACUGGACUGGGCACGGGGCAGUGACAUCCAGGACUCUCCGGAGUACAGGAGAGCGGCGCGCAGGCGAGGACGAGGCGGACGGCCCGGAGCUGCCCCGGGACGCGGUCAACGUGGUCUUCGUGGACCGCUCUGGUCGGCGGAUCCCCGUGAGGGGCAGAGUUGGGGACAAUGUUCUUCACCUGGCCCAGCGCCACGGGGUGGACCUGGAAGGGGCCUGCGAAGCCUCCCUGGCAUGUUCCACCUGCCAUGUGUAUGUGAGUGAGACCCACCUGGAUCUCCUGCCUCCUCCUGAGGAGAGGGAGGACGAUAUGUUGGACAUGGCCCCACUGCUCCAGGAGAACUCAAGACUGGGCUGCCAGAUUGUGCUGACCCCUGAGCUGGAAGGAGCCGAGUUUGCUCUUCCCAAGGUCACCAGGAACUUCUAUGUGGAUGGCCACAUCCCCAAGCCCCAUUGAGAGGAGGUCACUGGACCAACCAGGGCCACUGAACUGAAAAGAAAAGACAUGCUUCUGGCCCCAGUGCACGGACUGGCCGGGAAAGAGAAGCUGAAAGCACAGUGUGAGACCAGAGCCGCUGCUGGGUACAGCCCGUGUCUGGGCACUGAGGGGGAUGGGUCUCUAUCUUGGGUGUGUCAGUCCACCAGGGAGAAUCGAAUUAUAAAUUAGGGAUGGACUCAAACCAGAGCUGCAAUAAAAAGUAAUACAUA
This is a messenger RNA of Arvicola amphibius (Eurasian water vole), 1370 nucleotides long. It is a transcript of the gene Fdx2, whose product is annotated as ferredoxin 2. Gene Ontology annotation, molecular function: 2 iron, 2 sulfur cluster binding. Gene Ontology annotation, biological process: positive regulation of oxidoreductase activity; P450-containing electron transport chain. NCBI's taxonomy places the organism in Eukaryota, Metazoa, Chordata, Mammalia, Rodentia, Cricetidae. The transcript has 5 exons. Gene Ontology annotation, cellular component: mitochondrion. Bases 565 to 1119 code for a protein of 184 amino acids. The record is from RefSeq and is a predicted model, not a curated record.